CCUUCCCCGCGUCUCCUCCAAGAUGGCGAGCGGCGGCAGCGGGGGGGUUUCGGUGCCUGCGCUGUGGAGUGAGGUGAACCGCUUCGGGCAGAACGGCGACUUCACACGCGCUCUCAAGACCGUCAACAAGAUACUGCAGAUCAAUAAGGAUGAUGUAACUGCUUUGCACUGUAAGGUGGUCUGCCUUAUCCAGAAUGGAAGUUUCAAAGAAGCCUUGAAUGUCAUCAAUACUCAUACCAAAGUGUUAGCCAAUAACUCUCUGUCCUUUGAGAAGGCAUACUGUGAGUACAGGCUGAACAGAAUUGAGAAUGCCUUGAAGACAAUAGAAAGUGCCAACCAGCAGACAGACAAAUUAAAGGAGCUUUAUGGACAAGUGCUAUACCGUUUGGAACGUUAUGAUGAAUGCUUAGCUGUGUAUAGGGAUCUUGUCCGAAACUCUCAAGAUGACUAUGAUGAGGAGAGGAAAACAAACCUUUCAGCAGUGGUUGCAGCUCAAAGCAAUUGGGAAAAAGUGGUUCCAGAGAACUUGGGCCUCCAAGAAGGCACACAUGAACUGUGCUACAAUGCUGCAUGUGCCCUGAUAGGACAAGGCCAGCUGAACCAGGCAAUGAAAAUCCUACAAAAAGCUGAAGAUCUUUGCCGACGUUCUUUUUCAGAAGACUCUGAUGGGACUGAGGAAGACCCACAGGCAGAACUGGCCAUUAUUCAUGGUCAGAUGGCCUAUAUUCUGCAGCUUCAGGGUCGUACAGAGGAGGCUUUGCAACUUUACAAUCAGAUAAUAAAACUAAAGCCAACUGAUGUGGGAUUGUUAGCUGUAAUUGCAAAUAACAUCAUUACCAUUAAUAAGGACCAAAAUGUCUUUGACUCCAAGAAGAAGGUGAAAUUAACCAAUGCAGAAGGAGUAGAGUUUAAACUUUCUAAGAAACAACUGCAGGCUAUAGAAUUUAACAAAGCUUUACUUGCUAUGUACACAAACCAGGCAGAACAAUGUCGCAAAAUAUCUGAGUUACAGUCCCAAAGUCCUGCACAUCUCCUGCCUGUGUUAAUCCAAGCUGCCCAGCUCUGCCGUGAAAAGCAGCAUACAAAAGCAAUAGAGCUACUUCAGGAAUUUUCAGAUCAGCAUCCAGAAAAUGCAGCUGAAAUUAAGCUGACCAUGGCACAAUUGAAAAUUUCCCAAGGUAAUAUUUCCAAAGCAUGUUUAAUAUUGAGAAGCAUAGAGGAGUUAAAGCAUAAACCAGGCAUGGUAUCUGCAUUAGUGACCAUGUACAGCCAUGAGGAAGAUAUUGAUAGUGCCAUCGAGGUCUUCACACAAGCCAUCCAGUGGUAUCAAAACCAUCAGCCCAAAUCUCCUGCUCAUUUGUCAUUGAUAAGAGAAGCUGCAAACUUCAAACUCAAAUAUGGGCGGAAGAAGGAGGCAAUUAGUGACCUAGAACAGCUAUGGAAACAAAAUCCAAAAGAUAUUCACACACUGGCGCAGCUUAUUUCUGCUUACUCACUUGUAGAUCCAGAGAAAGCUAAAGUUCUUAGUAAACACUUGCCCUCAUCAGAUAGUAUGUCUCUAAAAGUAGAUGUCGAGGCUCUUGAAAAUUCUCCUGGUGCUACGUAUAUUCGGAAGAAAGGUGGAAAAGUUACUGGAGAUAGUCAACCAAAGGAACAAGGACAGGGAGAUGUGAAAAAGAAGAAGAAGAAAAAGAAGGGAAAACUACCUAAGAAUUAUGACCCAAAAGUUACCCCAGAUCCAGAAAGAUGGCUACCAAUGCGAGAACGUUCUUACUAUAGAGGAAGAAAAAAGGGUAAAAAGAAGGAUCAGAUUGGAAAAGGGACCCAGGGAGCAACUGCAGGGGCCUCAUCUGAACUGGAUGCCAGUAAAACUGUGAGCAGCCCACCCACCUCCCCAAGACCUGGCAGUGCAGCAACAGUCUCUGCCUCUACAAGUAACAUCAUACCCCCAAGACACCAGAAACCUGCAGGGGCUCCGGCAACAAAAAAGAAACAGCAACAGAAAAAGAAGAAAGGAGGAAAAGGUGGCUGGUGAUAGAAUGUCCUUGUUGCGGGCUGUUUUUAAAUUAGUCUCAGUGAUAUACUAGGAACAUAAUAAAGGUAACCAGCAAGAAGCACAGAACUGCUCCCUCUUAUAUCCACAUAUUUUCAUAAAAUAAUUUCUUUUGCAUCAAAUAGGAAAACACCUUUCUCAAACUGCCUAGUCAGGUUUAGCCAUUUGUACUGCCAAUGAUUGCACAGGUUAUACGGACUGGAGAUGAUCGGGCAUUUACCACCUUGAUAUCUGUUGCACCCUUUAUCUUUGCUGAUUCGACCUUUUUUCCAUUUCACAAAUAAGUCAUGUUAUCUGAGGUUUCCCAGGAUUUAAACAGAAACUGUUUCUUCUGUUUCUACUAGAGUAUGAAGGCACUUAUUGCUAUUCAGGUCCCACUUUAAAUUAUGUCUUAGUUGGCCUUAGGAGGCUGAAAGUGGAAUCUUCUGAGCAUUCCAGGUAUUCAGUUAGAAAUAUCAUGUGAUAAGAAAGGGACCUUAGCAAAACACUAGUGUUCUUCACUUAAUUAAAUGAGUGACCACAGAGAGUAAAUGUUUUAAAUAAUUUUAACCAUAAAUUUUGUCAUGUGAUACUAGAAUAUGGGAUAGUUUUCUUAUAUGUAUAUGGCUCCUUCGUGCCCCUUAUUUCCAUUCUCAGAUUAUGUUAAUACUGAUUUAGCACCACUCGGUAGUAUCUCAAGAAUAUAUCAAUGUUGCAAGAAAAGUGUCUUUGUGUUCCGAGGUCAGAUGGGUUUGGACUUUCUUAAUCAGGAAGAUUAAUAGCCCCUAUCAAGAACAUAAAACAUUGACUUCAUUACAUAGACAGGAAAUCAAUACCAAGCAGUAUUAAGAUCUAACAGAACUGUUUGGCCCAAUUAAUAGAUACUCUGUGAUGACUUUGCUUUCGUUAUAGGUUUUGACCAUUCAUUACCUUUCUCUAAGUAAUGAAGUCUUUUACAAUCAGUUUGUGGUGUGAAUGUUGCUCUUAUCUUUCCUUGCUCACAAGCCACUUUCACAUUCAACAGCUGUGAGACACUCAUUGGGGUGCCUCCCCUUGUUUAAUAUUCAUUUUAUGCUGCCCAAGUAUCAUUUAUUUUAGCCUUGUAUUUCCUUGUGAUCAGAUUACUCUGUCCUUGUUAAUAAAAGUGCUGGUGUGUUCGACUGAACAUAUCUACUGAAACUUCCUUGAAGAAUUUCUAAAAAGGCUUUCCAUCUUUGAAAGAUAGGAAAUGGAGUGCUGCCUUUCUCUUUAACAUCAGAAUCUGCAGUGGCAUCUAAACAUGAGGUCUUAAAAUAAGAAUGAUUUAUUAUGUUAUACUUUUGAGCUAAACAGAGAAUAGUUUCUUGGUAAGAGUGCCAGAUAUUUAUUCCUUCUGAAUAUAUACCACAUUAUAGGAAUGAUUGUUAGUAAAUCUCUUAAUUAGCAUUCCAUUAAAUUUCUGUGGUUAAAGAUAAUCAUUUUUUUUUUUUUUUUUUAUUAACUAAGCAACAGAAUCUUGGUGAAAAUUAUCCAUCUUUGAAAAUUUUGACCUAAGGCACAACAGUGAAAUUUACAGUUCUCUAUUUAGUCAUUGUUAUUGGCAGCCAUUGGUAUUAGUCAUUGCUAAGCGACUGAAAUUUCAGUUCAAAUAAAUAAGUUAUUGUCAAAUGAAGUGUAAACACCAUCUACCUUGACUUUCUGGUAAUUAUUUCCUCUUUUGGACAGGCCUUUAACCAGUGACAUAUAUACUUUGUAUAUACAUGUGUGUAUGUGUACAUUUAUAAGAACCAAUGUGGAUACAUCCAUUCACUGUGGCACAUUUUAAAAUAAAAUAUUCUAGCAGUGAC
Messenger RNA from Sciurus carolinensis (gray squirrel), 3858 nucleotides. RefSeq names its product signal recognition particle 72 (gene Srp72). The record is from RefSeq and is a predicted model, not a curated record. NCBI's taxonomy places the organism in Eukaryota, Metazoa, Chordata, Mammalia, Rodentia, Sciuridae. Gene Ontology annotation, cellular component: signal recognition particle, endoplasmic reticulum targeting. Gene Ontology annotation, biological process: SRP-dependent cotranslational protein targeting to membrane. Gene Ontology annotation, molecular function: ribosome binding; protein binding; 7S RNA binding.